Messenger RNA from Acomys russatus (golden spiny mouse), 4389 nucleotides. It is a transcript of the gene Map4k4, whose product is annotated as mitogen-activated protein kinase kinase kinase kinase 4. NCBI's taxonomy places the organism in Eukaryota, Metazoa, Chordata, Mammalia, Rodentia, Muridae. Gene Ontology annotation, biological process: protein phosphorylation. Gene Ontology annotation, molecular function: ATP binding; protein kinase activity. The transcript is spliced from 32 exons. The coding region runs from base 82 to 4245 and encodes 1387 amino acids. The record is from RefSeq and is a predicted model, not a curated record.
GCCUGCCCGUGCGGCCCGAGCCCCGGCGCCGCGGAGCUCCCGACCGCGGCUGUCGCUCUCGGGGCGGCCACCCGGGGGAAGAUGGCGAACGAUUCUCCCGCGAAGAGCCUGGUGGACAUAGACCUCUCGUCCCUGCGGGACCCUGCUGGGAUUUUUGAGCUGGUGGAAGUGGUUGGAAAUGGCACCUAUGGACAAGUCUAUAAGGGUCGACAUGUUAAAACAGGUCAGCUGGCGGCCAUCAAGGUUAUGGAUGUCACCGAGGAUGAAGAGGAAGAAAUCAAACUGGAGAUAAAUAUGCUGAAGAAAUAUUCCCAUCAUAGAAAUAUUGCAACAUACUAUGGUGCUUUCAUUAAAAAGAGCCCUCCAGGACACGAUGACCAACUCUGGCUUGUUAUGGAGUUUUGUGGGGCUGGGUCCAUCACAGACCUUGUGAAGAACACCAAAGGAAACACACUCAAAGAAGACUGGAUUGCUUACAUCUCCAGAGAAAUCCUCAGGGGGCUGGCACAUCUCCACAUUCACCACGUUAUUCACCGAGACAUCAAGGGCCAGAAUGUGCUGCUGACUGAGAACGCCGAGGUGAAGCUUGUUGAUUUUGGUGUAAGCGCUCAGCUGGACAGGACGGUUGGACGGAGGAAUACGUUCAUAGGCACGCCCUACUGGAUGGCUCCUGAGGUCAUUGCCUGUGAUGAGAACCCAGACGCCACGUACGACUACAGAAGUGACCUUUGGUCUUGUGGCAUCACGGCCAUCGAGAUGGCAGAAGGUGCCCCUCCUCUCUGUGACAUGCAUCCAAUGAGAGCACUGUUUCUCAUUCCCAGAAAUCCUCCUCCCAGGCUGAAGUCAAAAAAAUGGUCAAAGAAAUUCUUCAGCUUUAUAGAAGGCUGCCUGGUCAAGAACUACACGCAGCGGCCCUCCACAGAGCAGCUUUUGAAACACCCUUUCAUAAGGGAUCAGCCCAAUGAAAGGCAGGUUCGAAUCCAGCUUAAGGAUCAUAUAGACCGGACCAGAAAGAAGAGAGGGGAGAAAGAUGAAACUGAGUAUGAGUACAGUGGGAGUGAGGAGGAAGAGGAGGAGGUGCCUGAACAGGAAGGGGAGCCAAGUUCCAUCGUCAAUGUGCCCGGAGAGUCGACCCUGCGACGUGAUUUCCUGAGACUGCAGCAGGAGAAUAAGGAACGCUCUGAGGCUCUACGGAGACAGCAGCUUCUGCAGGAGCAGCAGCUGCGCGAGCAGGAGGAGUACAAGAGGCAGCUGCUAGCAGAGAGGCAGAAGCGCAUUGAGCAGCAGAAGGAGCAGAGGCGGCGGCUGGAAGAGCAACAAAGACGCGAGCGCGAAGCCAGGAGGCAGCAGGAACGUGAGCAGCGCCGGCGAGAGCAGGAGGAAAAGAGACGCCUGGAGGAGCUGGAGAGGAGGCGGAAAGAGGAGGAGGAGAGGAGGCGGGCGGAGGAGGAGAAGAGGAGAGUGGAACGGGAACAGGAGUACAUCAGGCGGCAGCUAGAGGAGGAGCAGCGGCACCUGGAAAUCCUGCAGCAGCAGCUGCUCCAGGAGCAGGCCAUGUUACUGGAGUGCCGAUGGCGGGAGAUGGAGGAGCACCGGCAGGCAGAGAGGCUCCAGAGGCAGUUGCAGCAAGAACAAGCAUAUCUCCUGUCUCUACAGCACGACCACAGGAGGCCGCACCCGCAGCAGCAGCCGCAGCCGCCGCCGCCACAGCAGCCGCCGCAGCAGCAGGACAGGAGCAAGUCCAGCUAUCACGGGCCGGAGCCUAAGCCUCACUAUGACCCUGCUGACAGAGCUCGGGAGGUGGAAGAUAGAUUUAGAAAGACUAACCUCAGCUCCCCUGAGGCCCAGUCUAAGCACGCAGGCAGAGGACUGGAGCCACCGGUGCCUUCCCGAUCAGAAUCUUUUUCCAAUGGCAACUCCGAGUCUGUGCACCCUGCCCUGCAGAGACCAGCGGAGCCCCAGGUACAGUGGUCCCACCUGGCAUCUCUCAAGAACAAUGUUUCCCCUGUCUCGCGAUCCCAUUCCUUCAGUGACCCUUCUCCUCCCAAAUUCGCACACCACCAUCUUCGCUCUCAGGACCCAUGUCCGCCUUCCCGCAGUGAGGUGCUCAGUCAGAGCUCUGACUUGAAGUCGGAGGUACCCGACCCCACCCAAAAGGCUUGGUCUAGAUCAGACAGUGACGAGGUGCCUCCAAGGGUUCCUGUGAGAACAACAUCUCGUUCCCCUGUCCUGUCCCGUCGGGAUUCCCCACUGCAGGGCAGUGGGCAGCAGAAUAGCCAAGCAGGACAGAGAAACUCCACCAGCAGUAUUGAGCCCCGGCUCCUGUGGGAGAGAGUGGAAAAGCUGGUCCCCAGGCCUGGCAGCGGCAGCUCCUCAGGGUCCAGCAACUCAGGAUCCCAGCCCGGCUCCCACCCUGGGUCUCAGAGCGGCUCCGGCGAACGCUUCAGAGUGAGAUCAUCAUCCAAGUCUGAAGGCUCUCCAUCUCAGCGCCUUGAAAAUGUAGCCAAAAAACCCGAAGAUAAAAAAGAAGUAUUUCGACCUCUCAAGCCUGCUGACUUGACUGCGCUGGCCAAAGAGCUUCGAGCAGUGGAAGAUGUCCGGCCGCCUCACAAAGUGACAGACUACUCCUCCUCCAGUGAGGAGUCUGGGACCACGGAUGAGGAGGAGGAAGAUGUGGAGCAGGAGGGGGCUGAUGACUCCACCUCGGGACCGGAGGACACCAGAGCAGCGUCAUCUCUGAAUCUGAGCAAUGGUGAAACAGAAUCUGUGAAAACGAUGAUUGUUCAUGGUGAUGUAGAAAGUGAGCCAGCCACGACCCCAUCCAAGGAGGGCACCCUGAUUGUCCGCCAGAGUACAGUUGACCAAAAGCGUGCCAGCCACCAUGAGAGCAAUGGCUUUGCGGGUCGCAUUCACCUCUUGCCAGAUCUCUUACAGCAAAGCCAUUCCUCCUCCACUUCCUCCACCUCCUCCUCCCCAUCCUCCAGCCAGCCGACACCCACCAUGUCCCCACAGACACCCCAGGACAAGCUCACUGCUAAUGAGACUCAGUCCGCUAGUAGCACCCUCCAGAAGCACAAAUCCUCCUCCUCCUUUACACCGUUCAUAGACCCCAGGUUACUGCAGAUCUCUCCAUCUAGUGGGACGACAGUCACUUCCCUGGUGGGAUUUUCCUGUGAUGGAAUGAGACCAGAAGCCAUAAGGCAAGAUCCUACUCGGAAAGGCUCAGUGGUCAAUGUGAACCCCACAAACACUAGGCCACAAAGUGACACCCCCGAGAUUCGUAAAUACAAGAAGAGAUUUAACUCAGAGAUACUGUGCGCUGCCUUAUGGGGAGUGAACUUGCUCGUCGGCACGGAGAGUGGCCUGAUGCUCCUGGACAGAAGUGGCCAAGGGAAAGUGUACCCUCUGAUCAACCGGAGACGGUUCCAGCAAAUGGAUGUACUUGAGGGCCUAAAUGUCCUGGUGACAAUAUCCGGCAAAAAGGAUAAGUUACGUGUCUACUAUUUAUCCUGGUUAAGAAAUAAAAUACUUCAUAAUGACCCAGAAGUUGAAAAGAAGCAAGGGUGGACCACUGUGGGCGAUUUAGAAGGGUGCGUGCACUAUAAAGUUGUAAAAUAUGAAAGAAUCAAAUUUUUGGUAAUUGCUUUGAAGAGUUCCGUGGAAGUCUAUGCGUGGGCACCAAAGCCAUAUCACAAAUUUAUGGCCUUUAAGUCAUUUGGAGAACUGGUACAUAAGCCAUUGCUGGUGGAUCUCACUGUUGAGGAAGGCCAGAGGUUGAAAGUCAUCUAUGGCUCCUGUGCCGGAUUCCAUGCUGUGGAUGUGGAUUCGGGCUCGGUCUAUGACAUUUAUCUACCAACACAUAUCCAGUGCAGCAUCAAACCCCAUGCUAUCAUCAUUCUCCCUAACACGGAUGGGAUGGAGCUUCUAGUGUGUUACGAAGAUGAGGGGGUUUACGUGAACACGUAUGGAAGGAUCACCAAGGACGUGGUUCUGCAGUGGGGAGAGAUGCCGACAUCUGUAGCAUAUAUCCGAUCGAAUCAGACAAUGGGCUGGGGAGAGAAGGCAAUAGAGAUACGAUCUGUGGAGACCGGUCACUUGGAUGGUGUAUUUAUGCACAAAAGGGCUCAGAGACUAAAAUUCUUGUGUGAACGCAAUGACAAGGUGUUCUUCGCCUCCGUGCGCUCUGGUGGCAGCAGUCAGGUUUAUUUCAUGACCUUAGGCAGGACUUCUCUUCUGAGCUGGUAGAGGCAGUGUGAGCUGGGAUCACUGGCCUCCCAAGUCAAGACCCUGAGAACUUGGAAUUCCUCACAACUGGAGCUCAGAGAAGUGUGGCUGCAGCCAGGACAGCCGUGUGUGCAGGCCUCGUGCGGGCUGGCUCCUCUCUCCCCU